GCAUAAUACACUGGAGAACAGAUUUUGGCCAUGGAGAAGGCAAUCUUAGGAAAGCUUGAAUGAAGCUUAACAGUGCGCCAACACCAUAUGUCUUUCUUGUUCGUUUUAUUAAGGCUUCUAUGGCUGAUUAAAAGGAGAGAAAAUCCAUCAGCCACGGACCAAGCAUUUUCAGCUCCACAACAGCCACCCCUUGGUAAGGUUGAUUAUGAUUAGCUUGGUCAGAAUUUCUGUGGUUAGAUUUGUUUCAUUGCUAAAAUCCUCGUAUUAGAAAAUUAUGUAAAAACGACUUCAUAUUAUGUUCUGUUCAAUGUUUCCAGAGAGCACCAAGAAUUUUUUAAGUUUUCUAAUUCAGUUUCAAAGUCCAUAACAUCUGAACUGGAUAAAGUCCUUCUUCAAGUUUAAAGCAAGUUCAGGAGACUGGUGAUAAAGUGAUUCAAGAACCUGCUCAUUCUUCAGCUACUGAGGCUGAAGCAACUACUGAUCUAAAUGCAGCAAAAGUUGCUGCUAUGAAAGCUGCAGAACUUGGUAAGCAACAACUACUGAUCUAAAUGCAGCAAAAAGUUGCUGCCAUGAAAGCUGCAGAACUUGGGAACUCCCAAAGCCGUCGCCGAGUUUGGGAGAGCGAGAGAGAAGAGGGAAGAGAGGAGUCCCGCUGCCGCCUCUGCUCCAUAUCCACCACCGACAGAUCCGGCUUCAUCGAUCCAAAUACCGGCGAUGGAGAUCCGGCCACAACUACUGACCGCCAUGACCAAAGCCGUCGCCGAGUUUGGGAGAGCGAGAGAGAAGAGGGAAGAGAGGAGUCCCGCCGCCGCCUCUGCUCCAUAUCCGCCACCGACAGAUCCUUCAUCGGAGUGAACUGCUUAGAAAUCCUAGAAGUUAAGAUGAUGCAAGAUCUAAGGAACGCCCCUCCAGGUUUCAGACCCUGCAAAUCCGCUCCUUGUUCCCCAACGAAGCCUAUUGGGAUCCCCAGAAUUCACUCAGAGUCUUUUCAUAUGACACAUAAGGCCAAAAACGUCCAGUUGAUGGACAAGGACCCAGAAAGGGCAAUUCCUCUAUUUUGGGCUGCAAUUAAUGCUGGAGAUAGAGUUGAUAGUGCUCUUAAAGACGUGGCAAUUGUGAUGAAACAACAGAAUAGGGCGGAGGAAGCCAUUGAAGCUAUUAAGUCACAAAGAAGUCGGUGUUCAGACCAAGCACAAGAGUCUCUGGAUAAUAUUCUUCUGGAUCUUUACAAGGUUCCUUUGUUUUCUUUUCUUUUCUGAUUUCAUCUCUUAUGUCGCAUCGAUUCAAAUACCGGCGAUGGAGAUCCGGCGGAGAAGAUAAUCAAAGGUUGCGUUUUUUCUCCUUUUUUUCCUUCAAUCUGUUCGAAAUCCGCAGUCUGUGGUGGUCUUGGUUGGAAAUCCGGCAAAUUAUGGCUGAAAUCUGUGGUUCUCUGUAAUUGAAAGCUUCACUGUAAUGUAAAAAUAUGAGUUUUUUCAA
Molecule: messenger RNA, 1476 nt
Organism: Macadamia integrifolia
Lineage: Eukaryota; Viridiplantae; Streptophyta; Magnoliopsida; Proteales; Proteaceae
Exons: 4
Coding region: 549-1259 (236 amino acids)
Source: RefSeq, a predicted model, not a curated record